ACUUUAAUCCAGUAAUAAAAUAUUUUGUCAUUACUUUGUAUGAAUCUGCACAAAACUUUAAUUUGCGUAAUUUGUCAAUCCAUGUUUGCUGUCUUGCAUUAUCUAACUGCAAAGGAUGGAUAAACUUCGUAAUGUGUUAAAUGGGAAUGAAGAUGGGGGUGAAGCUGGACUUGUUACAUCGGUUACAGGGGGUGACAGCUUAUGCCCAUCACUAUCUUGGCAAACAAGAUUAACAGGAUUUUUUGCUUGUUGUGGUAUUGGGAUUCUUUUAUCCAUAGUGGGCACUAUUUUGAUAUUUUUUGGAAACACGAAAGGAUUUGCAAUCUUGUACUCGAUCGGUACCUGCACAGCAAUUGCAAGCACUCUAUUUUUGCGUGGUCCAAUGGCACAGCUUAAAAGCAUGUUCAAAGAAACAAGAAUAAUUGCUACAAUAGUUAUGAUAGUGAUGAUUAUUCUGACGCUCUGUGCUGGAUUAUGGUGGAAGAUCGGAAUCCUGUGCCUUCUGUUUUGUAUUCUGCAAUUUCUUGCUUUCGCAUGGUAUUCAAUUUCAUACAUUCCAUUUGCAAGAGAUGGUGUUAAGAAGUGCUGUACCUCCUGCCUCUCAUGACAUGUUCUAGAUAUCUAGAACUGACACAUACCUGUGCCUUCAUUCAUUACCAUACAAUAUAACACCCUGAUUGAUAUUGGAGCUGAAUGGUGCUCAACAAAGGCACCACGAUCUUCUUCAUAAUCUUAAUUCUGUUAUUUUUAUUUACCAAUAUUACAAUCAAAAGUAUUUUAGAUAUGUAUAAAUUAGUGUAUUAGAUUUGUUAUAGAACAGUUAUGCGUCACUGUGAUGCUUGAUUGUUUGUUAAUGAUGCAUUCAUGCCCUGCCAAUAUUUACUAUGAUAUAACCAUAGGUUUAUGACACUUGUUAUUUAGCUAAUGUUUGUGUAGGCACUUCUGUUGAGAAUUUGAAAAGUGAGAAUAUGGUAUACUGUAAACAAAUAUGGUGCAAGCAAGUUCAGAAUUUGAUCAUCCAUUGUUUAAAGUGUCUUCAAUUUGUGAAAGGGCUUUGAAAGUUAAAAAAUUGCGACUGACCAUCACAGCUGUUAUGGGUCUUUGAUUGAUGAUUCUGUGUGUUAAAUAUUAAAUUAAUUAGCAUUGCACAAACAUAUUUGUCAAGAUCCUAUUGAAUAUCCUGUUAUUUGUGGUACUAAUCAAGGGCUUUGUGACUGCGAUUCUACGUCUAUUCGGAACAUGGCAGUACUGCAAUUUGAUGUGCUUGUCUUCCAUGAUUAUCAACCCACAAUAUCUGCUUUUCGUAUGUUCUGGUGUUAUGCAUCAUUUGGAAACCUAGCAUAAGUAUGACUUACCAACUUUUGAUUUGUAAAAGCUACCAUGAGCUUAUUCUUAUAGUAAAUAGAAAUUUAGACUUAUAUUG
This is a messenger RNA of Styela clava, 1423 nucleotides long. Its product is annotated as vesicle transport protein SFT2B-like. Gene Ontology annotation, cellular component: membrane. Gene Ontology annotation, biological process: vesicle-mediated transport. The record is from RefSeq and is a predicted model, not a curated record. NCBI's taxonomy places the organism in Eukaryota, Metazoa, Chordata, Ascidiacea, Stolidobranchia, Styelidae.